AUGUCCUCUCCCAUCCCAUCAGGCUCGCAAUCCCCAGCGACUGAACAACGCGAGCUCGAGAACGCGCUCGCUGAACAUGAGGCUGCUGUGGCUACCGUGACUGCUGCACAAGGGCUCGAGCCUCCCGCGGACGAGGCAGAGUCUGAUGCUGGAGAGGCAGAGUCUACGGAGGCGGCCGUGGGCGUGAUUGACUACGCGCGUCAGAAUGGGGACGGGGAGGCGAGUGGCGGUAGCAGUGAAGAGGACGGGAAGGUGACUGAGAAGAGCGUUGAUGAACAUGAGGAGGUGGUGGAGAGCGAAGAGACAGACGACGCGAGCUCAGAAGAGGAGGACGAAGAGUCAGAAGACGAAGAGGACGAGGAGCCUGCGCUCAAGUACGAGCGCUUAGGCGGCGCAUUCCCCGAGCUCUUCGCGCGCGAGACCGCGUCCUGUCUCGCGAUAUCGAAUAAACUACUGGCUUUUGGCACGCACAGCGGGGUAGUGCAUGUGCUCGAUAUGGCCGGCAACCGCGUAAAGUCGUUCAAGCCUCAUACGGCGUCUAUCACGGAUAUGCACUUUGACCCUUCGGCCGACUUUAUAGGCACGGCGUCCAUCGACGGCCUAAUAUUCAUCCAAUCGCUCUCGACGACCGAAGCCUACUCGUUGAACAUGAAACGCCCGAUGCGCACGCUCUCCCUCGACCCGUCCUUCGCCAAAUCCAGCGCCCGCGCCUUCGUCUGCGGCGGCAUGUCCGGCGCCCUGAUCCUGCACGAAAAGGGCUGGCUCGGCCACAAAGAGACCGUCCUGCACCAGGGCGAAGGCCCGAUCUGGCAGGCGCGCUGGCGCGGCCACCUCAUAGCGUGGGCGAACGACCUGGGCGUCAAGAUCUACGACACCCAGAGCCAGACGCGCAUCACGUACGUCGACCGCCCGGCCGACGCGCCGCGCGCGGAUCUCUUCGGCGUCACGCUACGGUGGCAGGACGACAGCACGCUGCUCAUCGCGUGGGCGGACACGAUCAAGGUCGCGCGCGUGCGCGCAAGGCCGAGGGGCGCGGCGCCGGCUGGGGGCAGUUUGCCGCCGUUGGUGGUGGAGAUCACGGCCGUGUUCCAGCUGGACUGUAUGAUCGCCGGCAUCGUGCCGCAUCCUUUGCCGCACUCGUUCGCCGCGGCUCAACAUGGGCACCAUAAUCACCGGCGCGAGCGGAGCAGCGCGAACAUGACCACGAGCCCGACGAGCUUUCUGGUGCUGGCGUAUACGCCGCCGGACGACUCGUUCAACGACGAGGCCGUGGCGGAUCGCUCGAUGCAGGCGCGCAGAGUCGCUGAGCGGCCGGAGCUGAGGGUUGUGAGCAGAGGCGGGGAGGAGCUCGCGGCGGACGCGUUAACCGUACAAGGGUUCGAGCGCUGGAACUGCGGGGACUACGCCCUGGCCGAGAUCGACCCGGACGACGUGGGCGACACGCGCGCGUACCUCGUGCUCAGCCCGCGCGACGCGAUCGUGGUGCGGCCGCGGGACCGGAAGGACCACAUCGCGUGGCUGGUCGAGAAGGCGCGGUACGAGGAGGCGCUGGGCGAGGUCGAGGUGCUGGAGCAGGAGGAGGGCGCGGGCAGCGUCGACGCGGGCGCGAUCGGGCAGCGCUACAUCGAGCACCUCGUCGCCGAGGGCGCGUUCGCGAAGGCGGCGAAGCUGUGCCCGAAGGUGUGCGGGCGCGACACAAAGCGGUGGGAGGACUGGAUCUUUGUGUUCGCGCAGAAACAUCAUUUGCAGGACGUGAUUCCGUACGUGCCGACCGACGCGCCGCGGCUCGACCACCUCGUGUACGAGAUGAUACUCGCGCAUUUUCUCGCGAACGAUCGAACACAACUACAGAGAACGAUACGUGAAUGGCCGACGGAGAUCUACGACGUCUCGGCGGUGAUAUACGCCAUACAGUCCGAGCUCGACCGCGCGCCGUCGUCUUCGAGGCCCGUGUCGCCGAGUAGUGGCAGUAGCAGGUCGGGCGCGCAGACGAUCCUGAUGGAGUGUCUCGCGGAGCUGUAUACGGCGAACCGGCAGCCGGGCAAAGCGCUCCCGUUCUUCCUCCGCCUGCGCAGGCCGAACGUGUUCGAUCUUAUACGGGAGCACAACCUCUUCACCGACGUUCAGGAUCAAGCUUUGUUGCUAGUGGAGUUUGAUGCGGAGUUGAGGGAGAAGAGGGAGAGGGAGGGCGAGGGUGUGAAGGGGCGCGGGCAGGCGAUCGAGUUGCUUGUGGAUCAUACGUACUCGAUUCCGAUUCCGAGGGUUAUGAAGCAGCUUGAGAGCAGGCCGUAUUUCCUUUUCCUUUAUCUGGACGCGUUGAGCGAGAAGGAUCCGCAACUUACGGCUGACUUUGCCGAUACUCAGGUCAAGCUGUACGCGGAAUACGCCCCAGAAAGACUCGUCGACUUCCUGCGCGUCAGCAGCCAGUACAACCUCGAACAAGCCUACAAGAUCUGCACCGAGCGCGACCUCGUGCCGGAGAUGGUCUUCCUGCUCGGGCGGAUGGGCAACAACAAGCAGGCGCUGUACCUCAUCAUCGACCGGCUGGGCGACGUCACUCGUGCGAUCGACUUUGCGAAGGAGCAGAGCGACGACGAUCUGUGGGAGGAUCUGCUCAAGUACUCCGAAACACGUCCACCCUUCAUCCGCGGCCUCCUCGAAAACGUCGGCGCCGAAAUCGACCCAGUCCGCCUCAUCCGCCGCAUCAAAAACGGCCUCGUCAUCCCCGGCCUCCAACCCGCCCUCAUCAAAAUCCUAUCCGACUUCAACCUCCAGAUCUCGCUCCUCGAGGGCGCGCGCGCCGUGCUGGGCUCCGACGCCGCCGCGCUGGCGCACAGGCUGCAUAAGGCGCAGAGUGCCGGCGUGUUUUUGAGCGCGCGGACGCCGUGUCCG
This is a messenger RNA of Peniophora sp. CBMAI 1063, 2892 nucleotides long. The record is from the annotation of a GenBank genome assembly. NCBI's taxonomy places the organism in Eukaryota, Fungi, Basidiomycota, Agaricomycetes, Russulales, Peniophoraceae.